AUGGGAACUAGUACAUGUUACCAACUGCUUGGUUGUCUGUCUAUUCGCCGAGCUUGGCAGUUGGAUUGCAAACGUUCCAUCACCAAUCGAGCUGACAUCGUCAGUGCAGGGUUGAGUUGCAAUCCAACUGCCAAGGUCGGCGAACAGUCCAACAACCAAACAGCGCACCUGAGCUACCUACAUUCCACAAAAUUGCUAAUACUCUCAGCUCGGCUAGAUGUUGACCAGACAGAAAACACCCACUCAACAUGCAGCGCCUCACAGCCUUGUAUCAAACCCAGACAGCGAGAGUCGACGUUGAUCAAGGUCAGACAACACCUCCGCAAUAUGCAGCACGUCGCAGCCUCGUUCCAAAUUCAGACAGCGUGCUUCUGCAUUGGACCAUAUUGA
Molecule: messenger RNA, 390 nt
Organism: Opisthorchis viverrini
Lineage: Eukaryota; Metazoa; Platyhelminthes; Trematoda; Opisthorchiida; Opisthorchiidae
Exons: 2
Coding region: 1-390 (129 amino acids)
Source: RefSeq, a predicted model, not a curated record